Messenger RNA from Harmonia axyridis, 1374 nucleotides. Its product is annotated as carnosine N-methyltransferase. The record is from RefSeq and is a predicted model, not a curated record. Gene Ontology annotation, molecular function: S-adenosylmethionine-dependent methyltransferase activity. The transcript has 4 exons. The coding region runs from base 98 to 1213 and encodes 371 amino acids. NCBI's taxonomy places the organism in Eukaryota, Metazoa, Arthropoda, Insecta, Coleoptera, Coccinellidae.
UGAUAAUUAAGUAUAUUCUAUGUUAUAUGUAAUUUUUUCAAAUUAAACUAUAUAUUAUAUUUGUUGAGGUUAUUACCGAAAACAAUAUAUAUUAACAAUGAAUAGCGAAGUUAAAAUUCUCCAAGAAGAGAAUAAAGAGAGAGAGUAUUUUUUUUCGGUCUUGAAGACUUUUAGCAGCUAUAGAGAACAAUCUUUGUUGAGAAUUGAGAGCAAAGAAAAAACCGUUCAGAGUUUACCUAAACAUCACAGGAAAUGGUUGACGAAAUAUUCAGAAGAUUUGAAAUCUUUCAAAGCUUGUAUCGAAAAGAAUUCCCAGUUGAUUCCCAUAAUAUUGAAAGAAGCUAAAAACAUUUUUGGCAAUAUAUAUUGCACAGAUGGAAACAGUCAUUCGGAAACUGAAGUAGGAACACUAACAGAAGGAUUGUAUAAAGUCCAAUCAGUAUUCAAACAGCUGAUGAGAGAUUGGAGCUCUAUGGGUUCUUUAGAACGCGAACAGUGCUACCAGCCGAUCAUCGAUGAAAUUGAAGAACAAUUUCCGGAGGAUAAAUUCGAUCGUAAAAUGAUUAAUGUACUGGUCCCCGGAGCUGGGUUGGGCCGACUUGCUUUUGAAAUUUCAGUAAGGGGAUUUGCAUGUGAAGGAAACGAAUUCAAUAUGUUCAUGCUUGUGGUUUCCUAUUUUGUGCUGAACUUGUGUAAGGAGGUUGACGAGUUUGAAAUUUUUCCUUGGAUCCAUCACUAUUGCAACAAUUUGAAAGCGGAAGAUCAGAUGAUAUCUGUAAGGUUUCCAGAUAUACGUCCCAUGCCGACACCAGGAGGAAGAUUUUCCAUGACAGCAGGCGAUUUUCUGGAAGUGUACACCGAUCACAAUCAAUGGCACUGUGUCGCCACAUGUUUUUUCAUCGAUUGUGCCCCCAACGUCGUGCAAUUUGUUGAAACAAUUUACAAUAUACUCAAACCCGGAGGUGUUUGGGUGAAUUUAGGACCACUCCUGUAUCAUUAUUCGGGUCUGAAAAAUGAGAAAAGUAUUGAGCCGAGCUUCGAAGUUCUGAGUGACAUAAUUAGUAGUAUAGGUUUCGAAAUGGAGAAAUGCAGCACCGGUAUCAAGACUAAAUACUGCCAAAACCCCAAAUCAAUGCUAAUGUAUGAAUAUGACAGUGUAUAUUUUGUUUGUAGGAAGUCCAUUAAAAUCAAUAACGGCGAAGGAGAUUAUUGACCUUAUAAAUUUUUAAUUUUUUUCACUGCUUUUCUCAUUAUUUUUGAAUUGAUUUCUCUCUAUCUCUUUAGAAUAAAUGUUGCUUUAACUGAAUAAUGAAAUGUGAUAUUAAUUCCUGUAUAAAGUACAAAGAAAAUAUAUAAAAAGAAAGUACAUAAUUA